This is a messenger RNA of Electrophorus electricus (electric eel), 3554 nucleotides long. RefSeq names its product interferon regulatory factor 2 binding protein 1 (gene irf2bp1). Gene Ontology annotation, cellular component: nucleus. NCBI's taxonomy places the organism in Eukaryota, Metazoa, Chordata, Actinopteri, Gymnotiformes, Gymnotidae. Gene Ontology annotation, molecular function: transcription corepressor activity. Gene Ontology annotation, biological process: regulation of transcription by RNA polymerase II. The record is from RefSeq and is a predicted model, not a curated record.
UCCUCCUGCGAUUAACAAAAUAAACUACAGCUCCCAAAAUGCAGCGUAAAAUAGUUGUGUAACUUUCCAGUGUCUUCCAGGAGAAACUCUGCGGCCCAGUCGACUGAAGAGAAACAGUAUUCAAAUCAGUUCUGGAUAUUAUAAAGCUAAACGGGAUUCUAUAUACUCUCCCUUAACGUACAGAUAAUCAUUCGGAAAGGUUCGGAAACUGUCUUGAAAAGAAAACCAGGGUGGAUUUAAGAACGCAGGAUCGCGAGGGCCUAUCAAAUAUGUCCUCUUCCUCGCAGGCAUCUUCCAGGCGGCAAUGGUGCUACCUUUGCGAUUUGCCGAAGAUGCCUUGGGCCAUGAUCUGGGACUUUAGCGAGGCGGUAUGUCGCGGGUGUGUAAACUAUGAAGGCGCGGACAGGAUAGAAUUGCUCAUUGAUGCAGCGCGACAGCUGAAGAGGACACAUGUGAUGCAGGACGGCAGGUCUCCCGGUCCACAGCCUGGUAGUAAACAUGGGCCGGGAGGAAAGGAUGGACCUAUCGACGGAGGCAGACCACCUACGGAACGUUUUGAAAGGGGAAGAGGAGACUACGUGCCUGCUCGACUUCCUAAUGGCCUGCCCAGAUUGGAAGAUGGGGCUCCUAUAGAGGUUAGUAGACAAAGUCCUAAUGCAAGAAGGACCAUGGUAGGAGCUGUACCCCCCAACCUGAUGGCACAGGGGCUUGUGGGAGCCCCUCAUGGGCUAUUAACCGCUGUACCCAGUCUCAACACCAGAGCUGGUGGUGCCCCUCUGACCAUAUCUACACCAAUACUAAGUGAGAUCAGUAAGAGACAGGUCAUGGGUAUGGGGGUGGGCAUGGGUGUAGGCAUGGCUUCCUUCAUGAGUUCUGAUUUUGAGAAGGAGCUGAAGGAGAAACAGAGGAAUGCAGAAGCUCUAGCUGAGCUGUCUGAAAGCGUUCGUAACCGUGCCGACGACUGGGCCAGCCGUCCUAAAGCUGUCCGUGACGCCUUACUCACCCUCUCCAGCUGCACCCCCUUUAAUGUGCGGUUUAAGAAGGACCACAACUUGGUGGGCAGGAUCUUUGCCUUUGAUGGCAAGCUGGGGGUGGAUUUUGAGCUUAAGGUGUUUGUUGAGUAUCCAUGUGGUUCUGGCAAUGUGUUCUCCAGCCUGCUGGCAUUGGUCAAGCAGAUGUUCCACGAAAGUCAAAAAGAUACAGGCAAGGUGAUCAGCUCAGGCUUCAAGUAUGUAGAGUAUGAGAAGAGACAUGGCACAGGUGAUUGGCGCCUCCUCUCCGAACUGCUCAGUGAUGCUGUUCGAGCAUUUAAAGACCAGCCAGCACCUGAGGCGAUCCCCCAACCAUACCUGGAUGCUAGCUACUCCAUGCUGCCCACUGCCCUCUGCCCCAUUGGACGCCCUGUCCCUUCUCGACCCCGCCGGCGCAAAGCCUCACCAGAGCCGGAUGGCGCUGAGAGGAUGCCCACAGAUGAGCAGCUACGGCAGCACUGGCCAAUGGGUCCAUUCCCUGCAAUUUCUGCACACAUCCCUGCCACCCCACUCCCCAGCACUGGGCAGCCUCCCAGUCUGCAGGAGGGCCUGCCAGGUUCCCACAGCAGCGACCCCUCACCCAUCAGUGCACUCAUGAGCGUGGCAGACAACGUGGGUACUGCGGGCCAGUCCCCAAAAGACCUGCCAAGCAGCAGUGGUGCCCAUGCUUCCGCUGCAGGUCUGCAAAACAGUGCCAGUCCCUCUUCAGCUGGGCAGCGCCGCUUGGCAUCACGUAAUGGAGAAACCUCAGCUGGCUCCAGUUCUGGAGGGGCUGCAGCAACUGUGGCGAUGUCUUCUGCUGGAGCAGCUGAUCAAGCAGCCGUGAUGGGUGGUGAGGCCUCCGGUGCAGGUGGUGCCCCUCUCUGUUGCACCAUCUGCCAUGAACGGCUGGAGGACACACACUUUGUCCAGUGCCCCUCGGUGCCUGGGCACAAAUUCUGCUUCCCCUGCACCAGAGAUUUCAUCCGCAGCCAAGGCUCAGGGAGCGAGGUAUACUGCCCUAGUGGUGACAAGUGCCCCCUGGUUGGCUCCAAUGUGCCCUGGGCCUUCAUGCAGGGAGAGAUCUCCACUAUCCUGGCUGGGGAUGUGAAGGUGAAGAAGGAAAGAGACCCAUAACUUGCAGGAGAAUCCAUACCUUUUCCACAUGGUGCUGAAGUCCCAAAGAUGGCCAUGGCUGCCACUGUGAGGCCCACAGCACUAAAGACGACUGUUCAGACAUGCACAUCCUUUUCCUCCAUCCUCUCCCAUCCCUCUCUUUCCUUCUCUAUUCUCCUGUCGCUCUCCCCUUCCAUCCUCUCACCUGUGAUGGUCAUCGUUAAGAAGAAUCCAGACUCAGAGGUGCCCCAUUAUUUGAUACCCCCUGCAGUACAAUCAGUUCCAUCUGUUGGCACCAACAGAAUUGUUUUGUUUGCCCCAAUAUGUAAUGUGCUUUAAGGUAGAGCUUAUAAAACCUCUUUUUUAAUGGGAGGUCUGGGUUAUAAACCCUACUUUAUUUGUCCUUAUUGACUCCCAGACUAAGACACUUGAAAUAUACCAUAGGAUGAAUGAUGAAUGUCUUCUCUGAAUGUCCUAACACCAAAUAGAUGUAAAUUGUACAGGAAAAUUGGAGGUUUAACAAUCACAGUUCUUUUUUUGAUUUGCCACAAAUGCUGCAAUUGUUCAAUAGUUUAGACGUUAUAAGUGCAAAGAGCCCAUUUGAAAUUGCUUAAAUCUGUUCAAAGUUUAACCCAGAGUGUAUAAUAGAAAGCAUACUUAUAUUUUAUACUAUAUGUAGAUUGUAAGAAAUACUCCCUUUUAAUGGUUAUAGACGUGCAAUCUCUAGAUUUGAUACCAUAUUGUUUAUGUACCACUAAGUAUCUGAAUGAACAGGAAACCAAAGAUGGACAUAUUGAAAAUUAUUGUAUCAUACAAUGCUUUAGCAUAUAUUUUUGUGGUAAAAUGGCUUUCAUUAAAUAAGGGGGAACAUUAUAUGGGAAAAGGUUCACGUUGGGAAUCUUAUAUUUAGGUCUGUCUGGGUGAACACAAAGUACAUUUUUUUAAGUGUUAGCACAUCAGUAUAUUUUUUGUAUUUUAACCCUGCUAAGUUGUUAGGAGGUGAUGUGAAGUUGAAAUUUUAUUAGUACAUAUGUUCUGCUGAGUUCUUCUUUAAUGGUCCAGAAUCUUAUUCAGCCUUCUGUCAAUGAAUUCUGUCAAUGGCUACUUUUCAAGAAUUUUUUUCUUUUUUGGUUAUGUUUUGGGGGGAUUUUUGGUGGGUGGUUGUGUUUUGUUUUUGUUUUUUUUUUUGUUUUUUUAAUUGUUGCAGCCCUGAUUUACAUGUAAAAAUGUUUUACAUGUUCUUAUAGCACCAUUCACCUUGUUGAUCCUGUUUUAUGAAUAAAAAAAUCUUUAAAUGAGUAUUUUAUGUAAACCUAAGUAUUGGAAGACCUUUGCUUAAUUGGCAUUUGUUAUCUCUUUAAUUCGAUUUAUAUUAAACAAUUACCUCCUUUUCACAAACCUUCAUAUAUAUUAAAUGUUUACAACAUA